UUCGAACAUGCUGAACACAGCAACUUGACAAAUUUCAACGGUUUUAUGAGAGAAAAAGGUAAAACGGAGUCUUUACGUUAUAUAUACGGGAAACACCGUGUGCAUGGAUCCAAGGAUAGCUUGGUAUCCGCCUGAACAUUUGGGAUUGGCGCACGAUAUAUGGACAACUAUCUGGGAGGCAGAGAUAGGCGUGGACAACAUGUCCCUCAACAAUUCAAAUCCAAAUUUGGACCAAAAAGCUCAAGAGUACAUUCCACUAAACUAUGCUAAUAAUUUUGAUCAAAAGGUUGCUGUGAAUAACAGACAAAAUAGCAUUCAGAACUCACAGAAUCAAUACAAAAGAAAAUGGGAUAAUAAGGCCAGCACCUAUGGCUUGAAUCAUUCUUCUAAUAAACAUUUUCUCAGAGAAGAUGGAGGAUUAACACCUUGGAAACCAAGAGAAAAACAGUAUAAACUACCAGGACAUAUUGGGCUCCAUGAAGAGAUCAAGGAUUUCUUCGAGUACAUGUCCCCGACACCCGAGGAGGACAACAUGAGGGGUGACGUAGUUGAUCGGAUACGAAACGUCAUAAAUGGCCUAUGGCCACAAGCUACUGUUGAGAUUUUUGGUAGUUUUCGUACAGGGCUUUAUCUUCCAACAAGUGAUAUAGACCUGGUGGUGUUUGGUAAAUGGGAGCAAUUACCUCUUCAUACUCUAGAGAAAGCUCUGUUAGAAAAGGGCAUCACAGAUAAAGACAACAUCAAAGUGCUGGACAAAGCUUCGGUACCGAUUGUGAAGUUAACAGAUCUGCAAACAGAUAUAAGAGUAGACAUCAGUUUUAAUGUUCCUAACAGUGUCAAAAGUGCCAAGCUUAUCAUGAAAUUCAUGAGUGAAUACCCGAUAUUAAAGUACCUCGUGCUUGUAUUGAAACAGUUUUUACUACAGCGGGAUCUUAAUGAAGUCUUCACAGGGGGAAUCUCAUCUUAUAGUCUCAUUUUACUGACCGUCAGCUUUCUACAGUUGAAUCCACGAGAAGAUGCCACCAAUCCAAAGAUCAACUUAGGCAUCAUGUUGAUAGAGUUCUUCGAGCUGUACGGUCGACAUUUCAACUAUCUCAACACAGGUAUUCGAAUUAAAAACGGGGGCGCCUAUGUUCCAAAGGAUGACAUCACAAGAGAGAUGGACAAUGGUCAUAGGCCUUCCUUGCUGUGUAUUGAGGAUCCACUCACACCAGGCAAUGAUAUAGGGCGAAGUUCAUACGGUGCAAUGCAGGUAAAGCAGGCUUUCGAGUACGCUUACCUUCAGUUACAGUACGCUCUAGCUCCCCAAAAUAGACAUCUUCUUAGUGGACCUCAAAGCAUAUUGGGGCGUAUCGUCCGUGUUACAGAAGAGGUUCAAGACUACAGACGAUGGAUUAAAGAACAUUUUCCCGUAAAAACGAAGGAAGUUAGUAAAGUGGAUUCGAAAGCGAGAACGUACGCGAGUGUUGCAACGUCAACGUCCAAUCCUAAAUCAAAGUUAGAUCAGGACAAUAAUAACGG
This is a messenger RNA of Ruditapes philippinarum (Manila clam), 1521 nucleotides long. Its product is annotated as terminal nucleotidyltransferase 4B-like. Gene Ontology annotation, biological process: RNA 3'-end processing. The record is from RefSeq and is a predicted model, not a curated record. Gene Ontology annotation, cellular component: nucleolus; TRAMP complex. NCBI's taxonomy places the organism in Eukaryota, Metazoa, Mollusca, Bivalvia, Venerida, Veneridae. Gene Ontology annotation, molecular function: poly(A) RNA polymerase activity; mRNA binding.